Messenger RNA from Acytostelium subglobosum LB1, 567 nucleotides. RefSeq lists its product as hypothetical. Gene Ontology annotation, cellular component: Golgi apparatus. Lineage: Eukaryota; Evosea; Eumycetozoa; Acytosteliales; Acytosteliaceae. Gene Ontology annotation, molecular function: SNAP receptor activity. The record is from RefSeq and is a predicted model, not a curated record. The transcript is spliced from 4 exons. Gene Ontology annotation, biological process: endoplasmic reticulum to Golgi vesicle-mediated transport. Bases 1 to 567 code for a protein of 188 amino acids.
AUGAAGAUAGUAGCGUUGGUAUUGUCAAGAAGAGGAGGCAACAUCAUUGAUCAAGCGACAGAUCUGAGUCAUUUUGGUUUCUUUGAGCGUUCAACGGCCAAAGAGGUGCUACUGGCAUCAAGCAAGAUAUUCGUAGACAAGUUCAAAGUCAACUCAAAGUGUGCUGUUCCCCAUGAAGGUUAUAUAGCGUUUGUAGAUGUUAGAGAAGACUUUGGAGGUGUAGUAUUCACAGAUCAGGAGUAUCCUGAAAGAAUUGCAGCAAGAUGUCUAUCAGAGAUGAUGAAUGAAUAUAUGAGAAUGACCAAAGGAAUUAUUGGUGCUGCAUUCCCUCAGAUUGGUCCAAUGUUGACAAAGUAUGCCAAUCCUGAAGGUCAUGAUAAGAUCGCCUCUGUACAGAAUCAAAUCAAUGAUAUCACUAUUAUUAUGCACAAGAAUAUAGAUGCUGCUCUGCAGAACACAGCCAAGAUGGAGGAUCUGCUGGAUCAAUCAAAUGAACUGUCGGCAAAGAGUAAACUAUUCCUGAAACAAGCAAAGAAGGCAAACAGAAGGUGUUGCUCGAUACAAUAA